This is a messenger RNA of Sebastes umbrosus (honeycomb rockfish), 470 nucleotides long. RefSeq names its product proteasome subunit beta type-8-like. The record is from RefSeq and is a predicted model, not a curated record. Gene Ontology annotation, molecular function: threonine-type endopeptidase activity. The transcript is spliced from 2 exons. Lineage: Eukaryota; Metazoa; Chordata; Actinopteri; Perciformes; Sebastidae. Gene Ontology annotation, cellular component: proteasome core complex. Bases 37 to 384 code for a protein of 115 amino acids.
UUAAUCUAGUGGUCUGGUAAAAUAAUGUAAAUUAAAAUGAUCAUUUCCCUGCAGACCAUACUGAUUAAUGACCCAAACUGUGCUCUCCAGGGCCCUGGGCUGUACUAUGUGGAUGACAACGGGACGCGUCUGUCUGGCCGUAUGUUCUCUACCGGCUGUGGUAACAGUUAUGCCUACGGCGUGGUGGACAGCGGUUACCGGGAGGACAUGACGGUGGAGGAGGCGUACGAACUGGGCCGUCGGGGCAUCGCUCACGCUACGCACAGGGACGCCUACUCUGGAGGGUCGGUCAACAUGUACCACAUGCAGGAGGACGGCUGGAUAAAGGUGUGUAAGGAUGACGUAUCAGAGUUGAUCCACCGCUACAGGAAGGGAAUGUUCUGAGUUUGACCCCUGAACCCAGAUCAACCUCAGCACUCGACCCAAUAAAGCGCUUGUUUCCAAGAUGAUGCAACGUUUUUAUAGUUGAU